GGAGAGCGCGCCUGAGACUGUGGCCAUGGAGGAAACGAGCGGCUUCCCGAAGGCAAGUGUCUCAAGCUCUUCUUGACAGCCCCUAUGACAGCCUCCCCUCAAAGCACAGCCGGCCUCAUCUCCUCAACCUGGGAAGAGGCCGAAGGAUGGCAGUGUUCUAGCUGCAAGUUACAACCAUGCUCCACCCAGAGCUGGUACUUGGGGGACCUGUUGGGAAUGGCACUGACUCCCCGCCCUUCUUCCAGGAGCUGGUGAGCAGAGUACUGCACCUGCACUUCAGGGAUUGCAAGACGAAAGUCAAUGGGGACGCGCUGCAGCUCAUGGCGGAGUUCUUGAAGAUCUUCGUGGUAGAAGCCGCUGUCCGUGGGGUGCAGCAGGCCCAGGCAGAGGACCUAGACAUCGUGGAUGUGGAUCAGCUGGAGAAGGUGCUCCCUCAGCUGCUCCUGGACUUCUAGACGUUGGCCUGUGGCCUGCAGAGUCUAGGACGAAGUCCCUUCAGCAUCGACAUCCAGUUCCCCAAGUUCCAGAGAACGGGAGGACACCAGGAGCUGUUACCCUCCCUAGCUAUCACCUCUGGGGGUCUGUGUGAGACAGGUGCAGGGUUGGUGGGCAGCCUUCCCACAGCCACCCACCUCCACCACCCCCACUCAUUAUAAACAGAGGCUGGCGGUGCUGCCUUCUUGCCCCCCCUCCAUCAGAGCUGCUGUGUGGCUUUUAACCGGACCAGGAUGCCUCCCUGAGCUGUAAAUUUGUUCUUACAAAGCAACGUCAAUAAAUCAACACCAUC
Messenger RNA from Microtus oregoni (creeping vole), 787 nucleotides. Its product is annotated as centromere protein X. The coding region runs from base 177 to 455 and encodes 92 amino acids. The transcript is spliced from 4 exons. The record is from RefSeq and is a predicted model, not a curated record. NCBI's taxonomy places the organism in Eukaryota, Metazoa, Chordata, Mammalia, Rodentia, Cricetidae. Gene Ontology annotation, biological process: resolution of meiotic recombination intermediates; DNA repair; replication fork processing. Gene Ontology annotation, cellular component: Fanconi anaemia nuclear complex; FANCM-MHF complex.